Molecule: messenger RNA, 846 nt
Organism: Sinocyclocheilus grahami
Lineage: Eukaryota; Metazoa; Chordata; Actinopteri; Cypriniformes; Cyprinidae
Product: zinc finger C2HC domain-containing protein 1C-like
Exons: 2
Coding region: 1-789 (262 amino acids)
Source: RefSeq, a predicted model, not a curated record
AUGACAAAGGGUCACAAGCUGGAGGAAAUGAGAGAGUGGGAUGAGUAUGAACAACAGACAGCAAAAAGCAGGAGCAGGGAAAUGAGUAACGGGCGAAGAGAGAGAAAUAUGGGAUGGGACAAUGUCCGAAGAAGGAGGGAAACACACAAUCUCUAUUUGCACAAUGAAGAUGAAGAACACUGCGACGUGAGAAAACCAAAUUCAUCUGACUCCGUGAGAAGAGACAGAUCUCACCUCAAGCAUGAGAGGAGAGAACAUAAAGACGGCUCAUAUCGACUCGCAUCGAAACUCACGAAGGAGGCCGUCCCGGAGAGAAACCCCAGACAGCGAGGAAAGCGCCUGGAGCUCAGUCUGGAGGAGGAUCCCGUGAUCCCGUGUGACGUGUGCCAUCGGUGCUUCGCACGAGACCGUCUGGAGACGCACAUGAGGGUGUGUGAGAAAAAGCGGCCCCAGCGCAAGAUAUUCGACAUGUCACAGUACAGAGCCAAAGGAACAGACCUCGAGGAGUUCAUGAAAACCAACAGCAGGAGCAAAACACCAGAACUCAAGAAGAAUAAUUGGCGACAGAAACACGAGGCCUUCAUUCAGACCAUGCGUCAGGGUCAAGGAAGUGUGCCACCACAGUUAGUCUUGAACCUGAACCCAGAAUAUGUUAGCUGCCCUCACUGUGGCCGCAGAUUUGCCCCAGGUCCGGCAGAGAGACACAUCCCAAAGUGCCAGAACAUCAAGAGCAGACCACCACCUCCCAAACAGCUGCACAGCGCCACCAGGAGGAAGACCACGCAGUGACAUGUGCUUCAGCAACUCUCUGUUAGCAGACUCCUGCUGUUAGCGCGUUUGCAUUGA